CUAUCAUUUCUUUCAAUUUUAAAGCCAGAAACAGAGUCACAAAUAGAUCGAAUGCAAAGGCGAGAUGGCGGGAAACGAGGAGCCCAAGUUAAUUUCAGCUUCACCACCAUUACCGUCUCCUUCUUCUUCGAGAGUGAAGAUGGUGGAACAGAAAAAUCAGCAACCAGAAGAGACGUGCUGGAGGAAGCAAGUGGACCGGAACCUGAAGCGGCUCCACUCGCUCCUCUUCGGCGCCGAUCUCGCCCUCGAGCGGCGUGAUCCCUCUGCGGCUUUGAUCCUCGGGCUCCGCCUUCUCGGCUUCCUCGACUCUCAAUCUCGCUCCGAUGUCGACGAGGCUUUUAUCAACCCCAUCCGCCGUGAAGCCGCUGCGAAGGUCGACGCGGCUCGCCGUUCCCUCAUUCCAGAAUCUGAUCGUCGAGCAUUUGAGCAAGCAAAGAGCACUCCAGGUUCUGUGUUUCGAACAAGAGAAGAGAUUGACAUUGAGAAGAUCAAGAAGUCCAAGUACUUUCGGGCUCUUCUUCGGCAUUCUAAUGGAAAAGCAGUGAAUGAAUUGGGAGAUGGUGUGGAGAGGCACAACAAGUUGAGUAGCACGGCUUCAAAAUUCAUGACAGAAGCAAAUUCGAAAUCCAACAUGAUGAGGGCUAGUAAUGGCUUAUACAAAAAAAUUUUAAGCUCCAAAAGCAACAACCCUGAUGACUGCAUUAUUGUGGAAAAGCCUCAUUCACAUAACAUCCACACAAAAGGUCAUGGCUUCUCACCUUCCCCAAAAGUUGAAGAGGAAGAAAGAGCUUAUGGAAGUAACGUAAGGGCAAAACGUGCACAUAGGGAAAUUAUUUCGCCUGUGGUAGAUAAUUCAAAGUCACCAUCUGGCAAUGAAGAAGCUAGCCCCGAUGCUUCUGGAAACGGGUUUGUUACAGCUCGAGCAAUAUUGAAAAUGGAUGCAAGGCAAAGACAGGGGUUAGCCGGAUCGCCAAGUGCUUCUGUCUCCCCUCAAAGUGAUAGCAAUUGUGCCAAUAGAGGUUAUGGUGGGAAAUCAUAUGGUUUUUCACGCCGUGGUGUCCGUGGUAGUUUUGUUCCCCCUAUCAAAUCCAGUGGGGCAAUGUCGGAUGUGACUUCACGAAUUGCUGGAAAGUGUGAUGAUUCACUAGAUGACUCAACAAAGAGAUGUUUAGAGAUGCUAUGUGGCCCUGAUGGUGAGCUUCCAGAAAAAUUAAGAAAUUUGGAACCUCGUCUUAUUGAACAUGUCAGUAACGAGAUUAUGGAGAGGGAUCCUAAUGUUCGUUGGGAUGAUAUUGCUGGUUUGGAGCAUGCUAAAAAAUGUGUGACUGAGAUGGUCAUAUGGCCUCUAUUACGUCCUGACAUAUUUAAAGGUUGUCGUUCUCCUGGAAGAGGUCUUCUUCUUUUUGGUCCACCUGGGACAGGAAAAACAAUGAUUGGGAAAGCCAUAGCUGGAGAGGCGAAAGCAACAUUUUUCUACAUAUCUGCCAGUUCAUUAACUAGCAAGUGGAUUGGUGAGGGUGAAAAGCUAGUGAGGGCCCUUUUUGGAGUAGCCAGUUGUCGUCAGCCAGCUGUGAUUUUUGUUGAUGAAAUUGAUUCACUUCUUUCUCAGCGUAAGUCAGAAGGUGAACACGAAUCAAGUAGACGACUUAAGACCCAGUUCCUCAUUGAAAUGGAAGGCUUUGACAGUGGCAGUGAACAAAUUCUGCUCAUAGGAGCAACAAAUCGACCCCAAGAACUGGAUGAAGCAGCACGGAGGCGGCUCACCAAGAGACUUUAUAUCCCCCUUCCUUCGUCAGAAGCAAGAGCCUGGAUCAUACGCAAUCUCUUAGAGAAGGAUGGACUAUUCAAGCUUUCAAAAGAGGAAAUUGUUACGAUUUGUAGUUUGACUGAAGGGUAUUCAGGAUCAGACAUGAAAAACCUAGUGAAGGAUGCAUCUAUGGGUCCACUUAGAGAGGCUCUGAGACAAGGCAUAGAAAUUACAAAGCUAAAAAAGGAGGAUAUGCGGCCAGUAACGCUUCAGGACUUCGAGAACGCAUUGCAAGAGGUAAGGCCGUCAGUUUCUUUAAAUGAACUUGGUACUUAUGAUGAGUGGAACAAGCAAUUUGGAAGUUUAUCACUCUAGGAAUGAGUUUUGUUAAUGCAAAACGACAAGGAAAAUCACCGCUUGUUUACUUGAUCACAAUAAUGGUAGUAAUUUUUUCUUCA
Messenger RNA from Juglans microcarpa x Juglans regia, 2205 nucleotides. RefSeq names its product ATPase family AAA domain-containing protein FIGL1. The record is from RefSeq and is a predicted model, not a curated record. NCBI's taxonomy places the organism in Eukaryota, Viridiplantae, Streptophyta, Magnoliopsida, Fagales, Juglandaceae. Gene Ontology annotation, molecular function: ATP hydrolysis activity; ATP binding.